AUGACCGCUCAAGUCGCUCCUCAGGGUAAUCCGGCUGCAGCUACUACUGACAAGGAGUACUCGUUCAUAGAAGCUCUUGCUCUCGGUCCUCGGGAAUCUUUCUCGCUUGUUUCAAACGAAGCUCUUGGUUUACCUAGCAGUCCUACUUCAGCGCGAGCUCCUCGAGUCCAACCGUCUACAGGAUCUCUACCAAAUCCUACCGGCGCCACCGCAAGACCAAAGACUCCUCCCCCGCAGAAGCGAGUCAUUGCCGUCUCUGCACAGGCUUACGUCCCUGCUAGUCCAGCAAAGACCGUCGCAGCCACCAAGAAGCCCGCUUCAGUAACCACCAACUCCCCUCCCACCACCUCCUCCAUCAAAACAUCUACACCUACAACUACUACCGCACCUCGAUCGCUCACCAGCAAAAAGAGCAGCGUCAUGGCAAACGUCGCCAAAGCACAAGGCUCAUGCCUAGAGCUCUGCCACAAGACCACCGCCCUCGGCGACCGCAUCUCCGUCCGCAUGCUAGAAUACCUCACAAUGGUCACCAAGCAACCCCACGGCCUCGACGUCCUAGCGCACGACUUCCUCGACACGUGCGAGAUUCUGUUCUCUAUCGAAGCAGGCCUCGGAGAGUGCAUUCGCAACCAGCAGACAUUCCCUGCAGAUGUCAUCUCAGAGCUUAGCAAGAAGUUCCGCGUUACUCAGGCGGACUUUCAGCUGCUCGAUCAAAUGCUGGGCAAGUUUCUCGAGAAUGAACGCAAGGGUGCCAUGGGACGCAUGAGACGUGGUUGGGGCCGUAUUUUUGGUGAUAACGAUAUCGAGAAGAUGAUCAGUGCUCUCGGUCGCACGAGGGAGAGUCUGCGUAUGAGUGCGCUUAUGUUUCAGUGGAGUUUGGGUAAUGAGAAGAUUGAGAAUGAGCUUGGUAUUGGAUACACCGGUCUCGCAGCAGCACUCGAUCGCAUGGACUCCCGCGCUGGUGUCGCGCCGAGAUCAAAGGUUUCUGAUGCUGGUGGUUCACAGUACAGACCAUCUUCCGCAUCUGCGCAUCGCGGUAUGGAAGGCCACGUCAUGUCCAUCAACUCACAACCUCCCCUCCCUCCUCUCCCCUGGGCAGACCGCUCUGCCUCCUUGCACACCGAUCCUAUGGGUUCACACCACGAUGCGCGCUCAUUCAGCAACCACCAUCACAACACUGCCUCUUCAGUGCACUCCAACGAGCGAUACCACUCUGGCACAACAGCGACGUUUGAUCGCAUGAGCACAUUUGACGAACACCAUGAAACCCGAUCGCAACACACCCAAAUAUCCGACAGCGAAGUAUCCCUAGAAGAACUCGCUGGUCUGGACCUUAAUGGCGGCACAAAGGUUGUUCGGCUCAAGGCUGAUCCCUUCAGCAUGCCGCGCUGGAACCCGCGCAACACCAACGGCGCUGACGCCGCGAAUCUCAAGACUGCUCUUAUCAGCGCUGUUCGCGGCAAGAACCACAAGCUCAUCGAGCAAUUGCUGGACCGUGGUGUUUCUGCAAACACUGGACCGGAUCAUCUCGCGCUCAAGGAAGCUGUCUUGAACUGCGAUGCGGAAGCUGUGAGAUUACUCCUCCUCUUUGGCGCUGAUCCCAACGGUAUUGACCGCGAUGGCGUGACUCCCCUCUUCGCGGCUGUCGAGCGCUCUUUCAUCGCUGGCGCCGUUCAACUUCUCAAGUACGGCGCCGACCCACGUUUCCAGAUCGGUCCCGACAACGAGACUGCCCUUGCAGCUGCUUGUAUCGCCAACAAGGUCAACUUUUCGCACCUUCUUCUUAUUUACGGCGGUGAUCCCAAUCAAUUGACAGCUACGGGUGAAACACUCCUCAGCAGUGCGAUCAACAAGAAGACACCCAAGAAGUUCAUCGAUCUCAUCCUCGACUACGGCGCUGACCCCGAUGGCAAGAGUCGCGAGGGUAAGACCGCUCUCUUCGAAGCCAUCCAGAACUCGCGCGUCGAUAUCGUCACGAGUCUUCUCGACCACGGUGCUAAUCCCAACUUGCCUGGUCCCAAGCACAUGCUCUGGCCUGCUACAUACCAAGCAGCCUGUCUGCAAGUCCUCCUCCAGCACGGCGCUGAUCCCAAGAAGGCACCCGGUAUCAUGGAGUUGGCCGUUUCCGUCAACAACAUCGAGUCCGUCAAGAUCUUGUUGAACGCAAAGGUCGAUCCCAACCUCAAGAAGGAUGGUGUCUACACCCCUUUGUGUACAUCCAUCCGUGAUAACCGCCCCGACAUCUUCAACCUCCUCCUCGCCAACAAGGCAGACCCCAACGUCCCUGCAUCCGAGUACCCAGCCUUCAAGUGCAUCACACACAACCGUCUCCAAUUCCUCCCCCCACUAGUCGAAGCCGGCGCAAACCUUUCUUCACCAAAGGGUAUCGUCGAGACUGCCGUCAGCGUCAACAACAUUGAGGCUUUGACGUGGCUUCUCGAGAAGGGCAUGAACCCCAAUGACAAGAACCCCAAGGGCCACUCACCCCUGACGACCGCUAUUCGCGAGAACAGGAUUGAGAUGGUCGACUUUCUUCUCAGCAACGGCGCUGACCCUAAUGUUCGUGGUCAAGAUUGGCCUGUGUGCAUGGCCGUCCGCAACCCCCCCGUCCUCAAGCGCAUUCUCAGCGUUCUUGCCGAGCCUCGCGCUUUCAAGGGUGUCAUGGAAAUGGCUGUCGUCGCCAACCAACUCGAAUCCGUCAAACUUCUCCUCAACGCUGGUGUAUCAGUAGAAGACAAGAACGGCGGCGUGUUCUCACCGCUUACAUCCGCCAUCCGCGAAGAUCGCAAGGACAUAGUAUGGUACCUCAUCAACGAAGGUGGCGCCGACAUCAACGCGCCCGGCGAACAUCUCCCUGUCGUCAAAGCCCUCCGUCGCUACCGCGGCGACGGCGAGAUUCUCGAAUUUCUCCUCGAGCACGGUGCCGACCCCAACAAGGUGUACCGCGGCUGGAACGGCGUCAUGCAAGCCGUCGAGAACGGCGACGAACAAAUCCUCCGCCUGUUGGGUGAAAAGGCUGGAUUUGAUCUUGAUGUCAAGGAUGAGCUUGACCGAAGUGUGACUGAGAUUGCUGCUUCUCGAGGAUGGGAUGAGGCUGUUGCUAUUCUGGAGCAGUAUGCUAUUGUCAAGUCCUCAUAA
Molecule: messenger RNA, 3138 nt
Organism: Fusarium coffeatum
Lineage: Eukaryota; Fungi; Ascomycota; Sordariomycetes; Hypocreales; Nectriaceae
Exons: 1
Coding region: 1-3138 (1045 amino acids)
Molecular function (GO): protein binding
Source: RefSeq, a predicted model, not a curated record